AUGGCGCCGGCUCACGCCGCUCGGGGCUGGCCCCGGGCCCUCCUGGGCCGCGUCCUGCCCGCCCGGCCCUACGGCCGCAGCGCCGCCGACGGGGGCCCGGCCCGGGCCGCGGGGCUGUACGAGCUGCUGGGCGUGUCGGCCAGCGCCACGCAGGCGCAGAUCAAGGCGGCCUAUUACGAGCAGAGCUUCCGCUGCCACCCGGACCGCAACGCGGGCAGCGAGGAGGCGGCCGCGCGCUUCACCGCGCUGCACCAGGCCUACGCCGUGCUGGGCAGCGCCGCCCUGCGCCGCAAGUACGACCGGGGCGUGCUGAGCCGCGAGGAGCUGAGCUCGGCCGGGAGGCCCUCGGCCCGCGCGCCCGGCCAGCCCCCGGCGCCCGGCCAGCGCAGCGCGGCCUCCCGCCGCCCCCCCGCCGCGCCCGUCUUCGACUUCGACGCCUUCUACCGCGCCCACUACGGCGAGCAGCUGGAGCGGCAGCAGCUCCUCCGCGAGCGGCGCCAGCAGCGCAAGCGGCAGCAGGAGGAGGCGGCCAAGAGGUGGCAGGGGGAGAGGCUGCUGGAGUUCUCGGUCUCCGUGUUCCUGUUCUCCGCCAUGGUGCUGCUGUUCAGCAUGAGGUGAAGCCCCGCAGCUCCCCGACCGGCCGGAAAGCAGCCUGGCUAAAUGCGCCGCACCCCCGGACUUGGCCCAAGGGUUUGGUUGUGCCCACGGACAGGCCUGGUGCUUUUCCAAGGACGCCUUAGGGGGGCUGAAAUGCCAUUAAAAUAUCUUCACAAAUCGGUUUGAGAUCCGAAUUCCUUCACUGCAUAUAUGGGCAAAUAUAAUUACCCUUCCAAAUCAGAAGUCUCCUCUGACACUUGCCUGCCAAGAGCAGAAUUCAGGGAGCUACCCUUCACCUGCCAGAGUUGGCAGUGUUUCUACCACUCACCGCGGGGGAAAGAAUGCAGCUUUCUGCUGGGUUUUAGGUGUUAAUAGAAUUCUCUUCCCUGAACUCUAGUCCUAAUGGGUAUAAAAUGCAUUUCACUUCACCUUUGAGGCUCAAAUCCUGCAGUCUCGUCCAAAGGGAGUCCUCUGGACCUGCUCGCUUCAGGUAUGUCUACACUUAAAAUGCUAAAGUGACACAGCUGUGCUAUUUUAGCGCUUCAGUGUAGAUACUACAUACACUGACAGGAGGGAUUCUCCCAUCGGUGUAGUAAUCUGCCUCCCCGAGAGGCAUUAGCUAGGCUGAUGAAAUAAUUCUUGUCAACCUAGCACUGCCUACACUGGGGUUAAAUUGGUAUAACUAUGUCUCAGGGGUGUGGGGUUUUCGCAGCCCUGAGAGGUAGCUAUACUGAUGUAAAUUCCUAGUGGAGAGCAGGCCAAAAAUCAGAUUGUAGGGUGAGCCUAACUAGGCAAAGAUUGGGUCCUCCCUAUUUUUUGCACUUUAUGAAUGAGUAGAUUGUAUUCUUACUGGUGCUGAAGAGUAGUUUGGUAUGGGUCUUGCGUUAUCAAGAACUGACAGAUGCUAUCUCCACAAUGUAUAGGCAGCUCGUUGCUCUUACCACCUCACUGAGCUGGGCUUGCUGCCUUUGUUAUUGGUUCCCCUGCCUCUCUUGGACACCUGCCUGACUUCUAGUACGCUUGGCACCAAAGGUUUUUGGAUUCAUUAGAACAGCUCAGGAUGGUGGUAGCAAAUAUUCUGUCUUGUGGUGUGAGGCCACCUGCCUGGAUCUACAAGUAGAGAAGGGUUCUGGUCUCUCCCCACUUCUUAGGGUCUUCCAUAAAUACUGCUCUAUGUUUAAGCUGUGGGGAGCCUGCCCUGUCUAGGGCUGAUGUACUUGGCUCCAACCUAUCUUCCCAGAGGGCUUCAUAACUUGGAAGCGUAGCAUUCUGGGUACUGAACUUCAUUGUGUCCUGAUCCAUGUGUCCUGUGUGUAAGAGGUGUUCAGACAAAUAGGGAUAUUAUAUUUAUAUGUAACGAAAUGUUGAGGUGGUUUAAGACUGAGAAUGUUGCGGUGGAAGUGAUCACCUUCCCUCUGCAGGUGAGGGUUUUACUUGUGUUUCACUUGACUUUGCCACGCAGUAUGGAGUGAAUGAAAUCCAUAGCCGAAAAUGGAUAUCACAAGGUAGCUGUUGGUGUGCCAAGGAUUUCACUUUCUUACUUUCUCAUUUGCAUUGGAUCCACUGUGCUUAGCUCAUAGCCUUGAGCACUGAAUCCCAGCACUCUGCCUCUCACUGCAGGAAAUUUUCAUUUUCCUGUAAAUAGGGAAAUGCAUAGAACAGAUCCCCGAAACAACCACAGAAUCCAGAGAUGUUUUCUGUAUGAUCAGAGGAAUGUUUGCCCCAUGGGUGUGUGUUCUGCCGCAAGGAGUGUUGUGAGUUAAAAGGACUACUUCGCUUGUUUGAUAUUAGGCACUGAGUCUAAUCCUCCUGUCAGGCUGGGGGGGCGGGAGGGGGGAGUUCUAGGUCCCAGCAUUGUCAUCUUAUAAGGAGGUGCUAGGAGUCUGGGAUAGAGGCCUGGAUUAGAUUCCAUGCAGUGAGAGAGGUUUGGAGUGCUGGGACUUCCAGUCCUACUUCUAUUAAUGCUCCUUCUCAACUGAGGCUGCUCUAGCUGCAUCUGGACUGCAGUGUGGACUUGACACUGUUGUAUUUCAGGCCAAGUCUGAUUAGGAUUUGGCCUUCAAAUUUGACAACUCUUCCAGUCAUAGCAUCUGGAAGAGGCCAAGUCAGAGGAGGAGGAAUACCAUGGAAAUGUGAUGGAGAAGUAGGUUGCUCCUCCCUCUGAUCGCCAGUGCAAAGACUUACGGGCUCCUCAUGCAGUCCUGCUCAGGGCCCUUUGAGUUGGCACUUCUUUUAUGUCUGCGGAAUGCCCAGUAUCUGGGGGUCUUGGGUCUUCCCCUGCACGCAGACUCCAUGCACUGUUGUGAGCUCUGCUGCUGGGCUGUACCAUGGCUCUGGUACCAUGCAGAGAGGAUCUUUCACACUGGUGCCUGGGAGGAUCCUGCAAAGAACAUUUUUGUUCCUAAUUCAUUUAAUGUUACCAUCUUCAAAUGGAGUAGGAAUAAACCUGCGCAACUAUGCCAGACAUGUGCACUGCUCCUGGCACACUUAGGGUGGAAGAGGGGCCAGCUUCUUCCACCGAAGUAGGCACCACUAUGAAUUGCAUAUACGCUUGGUAGAUGGCUGGGUCUGAUUCAGAGGUGGAAUAUACUGAGACAAAUCACUGUAUUAACCCAUGUGCUCUAAGAAUGUGCCUUAGAAUGCGGACUUGUAAAAGGAAAAUGCAGCUGUUGCUGAUACUUCACUAGGUGUCCCCCGAUGGGGGCCAAGAACAUUAAAGUUGGACAUAUCAUGUGCA
Chrysemys picta bellii (western painted turtle) is the source of this 3334-nucleotide messenger RNA. Lineage: Eukaryota; Metazoa; Chordata; Testudines; Emydidae. The record is from RefSeq and is a predicted model, not a curated record.